AUGGACUUCGUUAACAAGCUCACCGGCGGCUCCCAGGGCGGCCAAGAGAAGAAGCAGGAGGAUCCCGAGCAGAAAUCUAGCGGCGGCAUCGUGGACAAGCUCCAUGCCAUGGCCGGAGGUGGCAAAGAGAGCGAAAAGAACGAGGAUGCCCUCGAUAAAGGGGUCGACUGGGUCCAAGAGCAUAUACUAGGCCAAGGGGAUCAAAGCAAUGAGAGCGCUGUCGAGCAAGCCAAAGACGAGCGGAUAUCAGACUUCAUCCGCGACCAAUACAAGAAGACGACAGGCUCCGAAUUCCCGAUCAAGGACAAAGAGCGAUUCUGA
Molecule: messenger RNA, 321 nt
Organism: Durotheca rogersii
Lineage: Eukaryota; Fungi; Ascomycota; Sordariomycetes; Xylariales; Xylariaceae
Exons: 2
Coding region: 1-321 (106 amino acids)
Source: RefSeq, a predicted model, not a curated record